AUAUGAAUCUCCGUCCCAUCUACUUCUGUUUUGGAAUUAUUUGUUGGACGGCAGUGAAUGCAAUCGACCCUUCAACUAUAACCGACAGCUUAAGCCUGGCAAAUGAUCUGGGUUCAUUUAUUGAGAGUCAGGACUUUUCCAGGGCGGCAUCAAAGCUUAUAUCCUCUGUGAGUCCAUACCUGGGCGUUAUUGGAGCCGUCUUAUCUUUCAUCUUCGGAUUUUUUGACACAGGUCCUUCUGCAGAACUUCAAGCCAUUCAGAAACUAUACGAAGACGUCACUCUCAGAUUUGACCGUAUAGAUCAUGAGUUUGCCACAAUUUCCCGCCAAAUUAACUGGGUAAACAUUGAAGUCCAUUAUGGUACUUACGAGAGCACAAUUCACGUGGUUGGAGAAAAAUAUAGAGCGCUUGCUGCCUCAAAAAGUCAAACCGAGUUUAACGCAAGGAAGCAGUUGUUUUUCAACAGCUUUCAACAAUAUAACGAAGCUGGGGGGAAGAUUUACGACGGAGUGAUGGGUCAAAGUAACCUUUUUAACGGACCAAUUUUUGAUGAGGCCAUCACCCACUUGGAGUGGGAUCGAAAGAAGACUCAACAAUUCAUGCUAGGCGUUACAAAAUUAUUAAUAGACGCAGCGGCAAUUGAAAUAGCCUAUUAUGAACUUGCGAAUCCGUCCUUAUCUUCCUUUAUUCAGCACGACUGGUUAGUAAAGUUUGAACAUUUAAAAAACACAAUGACUGCAGCUGACCACAAACUGAUGACGCAAUACGGAAGACAACUGGCCAUUGAUGUGGAUAAAUUUGUUUCAGACCAUGCUCACGCUAGCAACUGUGACUUGACUAAUCCCUUGCAUGACAAAAUUUCACAAAAAUACUACUGGCGUAAUUGGCUUGUUGUAACCAGCGAUCACAGCACAGAUCAUACAAAGUACAUGGUUCACGUUUGCUCUGGAAUAGGAGGAACCAUAAACAACCAACACGGAAAAAACGUAGUGGUAGCGAGUGUUGACAUACAUAAAGCCCAUCUUACUACAGAUCAGCAACAUGUCGUCAAUUAUGUGCAUACCACGCAUACAUUUCAUAUCAUGCACGGAGGAAAACGAGCUAUCGAAAAACGAGUUGGCCAUCGUAGAAAUGAUGCAAAUGUAGCUUUCGAUUCAUUUCCAAAGUCGGCUCGUUCCUCUUGCAAUACAUAUGGUUCAAUUGGUGUAAUUGAUCGUGGAAUGAACGCCUGCUUUAGGUCUCCUUACCUUCACCUUUUUCAACGAGAUGAUGGUCGCUAUUACAAGGUGUACGCUUUUGGAUAG
Saccostrea echinata is the source of this 1304-nucleotide messenger RNA. RefSeq lists its product as uncharacterized. Bases 3 to 1304 code for a protein of 433 amino acids. The transcript has a single exon. NCBI's taxonomy places the organism in Eukaryota, Metazoa, Mollusca, Bivalvia, Ostreida, Ostreidae. The record is from RefSeq and is a predicted model, not a curated record.